CUUGGAGCAAGUGUUCCAGCCGCCUAUAUAUACGUGGAGUCCUGCUUCAAACGUGGUUAAGCAUGACUGUUCUUAGUUGUUUUUUGUGCCUCUCAUCGACCUUGGUCUCCGAACUGGUGCGUAGUAGGUGUCCAUCAUGAAGCAAGUCGCUAUUCUAUGGGAGGUUUUCUGCUUACCAAGCUACGGUGUUGGUUCUUUCUUAUUGUUCCAGUGGCCUACAUCGGCUCGCCAGUCCUGCUUUGAACACGGCUACAUGUGGUUAGCAUCCGUACUCCCCAAGGAAACGGUGAUCUACAAGGACACGCAGGUUCGUGUUGCUUUCAGAGCGUUCUUAGUUGUUUUUUUAUGCCUGUCAUUGACCUUUGGGUUGGUCUACAGGUGCUUUGCUUGGUAUCAUCAUCAAGCAAGUGUCUAUUCUAGCGGGAAGUUCUCUGCUUACCAAGCUACGGUGUUGGCUGAAGACAGUAGCCAGGACCAAGCGCCGGAGUGGUGAUCGAGAGGCCUACUGGGAGAAAGUAUUCUCUGUUAGCAGUGUCCUUCCAAAAGAGGGCAAGUGCUACAGCCAAGUGGUGGUGCCGUUUCUAUCAGAAUCAGGCAAUAUUUGCCUUCAUUGUCCCGAAGGAACUCAGAAGUAGUCAUAUAUAAGGGUGCUCAUCAUGAAAUGCACCGGGGCUGUUCGGUCGUCGGGAACACUUGGGGUUUGAAUG
Neurospora tetraspora is the source of this 707-nucleotide messenger RNA. RefSeq lists its product as uncharacterized. NCBI's taxonomy places the organism in Eukaryota, Fungi, Ascomycota, Sordariomycetes, Sordariales, Sordariaceae. Bases 137 to 493 code for a protein of 118 amino acids. The record is from RefSeq and is a predicted model, not a curated record. The transcript is spliced from 2 exons.